Messenger RNA from Rhinopithecus roxellana (golden snub-nosed monkey), 1406 nucleotides. Its product is annotated as gap junction alpha-1 protein-like. The record is from RefSeq and is a predicted model, not a curated record. The transcript has a single exon. Bases 74 to 1222 code for a protein of 382 amino acids. Gene Ontology annotation, biological process: cell-cell signaling; heart development. Gene Ontology annotation, molecular function: transmembrane transporter activity. Gene Ontology annotation, cellular component: connexin complex. Lineage: Eukaryota; Metazoa; Chordata; Mammalia; Primates; Cercopithecidae.
UUCAUCCUCCAAGGAGUUCAAUCACUUGGCGUGACUUCACUUCUUUUAAGAAAAAGAGUGGUGCCCAGGCAACAUGGGUGACUGGAGCGCCUUAGGCAAACUCCUUGACAAGGUUCAAGCCUACUCAACUGCUGGAGGGAAGGUGUGGCUGUCAGUACUUUUCAUUUUCCGAAUCCUGCUACUGGGGACAGCAGUUGAGUCAGCCUGGGGAGAUGAGCAGUCUGCCUUUCGUUUUAACACUCAACAAACUGGUUGUGAAAACGUCUGCUAUGACAAGUCUUUCCUAAUCUUUCAUGUGCGCUUCUGGGUCCUGCAGAUCAUAUUUGUGUCUGUACCCACACUCUUGUACCUGGCUCAUGUGUUCUAUGUGAUGCGAAAGGAAGAGAAACUGAACAAGAAAGAGGAGGAACUCAAGGUUGCCCAAACAGAUGGUGUCAAUGUGGAGAUGCACUUGAAGCAGAUUGAGAUAAAGAAGUUCAAGUAUGGUAUUGAAGAGCAUGGUAAGGUGAAAAUGCGAGGUGGGUUGCUGCAGACCUACAUCAUCAGUAUCCUCUUCAAGUCUAUCUUUGAGGUGGCCUUCUUGCUGAUCCAGUGGUACAUCUAUGGAUUCAGCCUGAGUGCUGUUUACACUUGCAAAAGAGAUCCCUGCCCACAUCAGGUGGACUGUUUCCUCUCUCGCCCCAGGGAGAAAACCAUCUUCAUCAUCUUCAUGCUGGUGGUGUCCUUGGUGUCCCUGGCCUUGAAUAUCAUUGAACUCUUCUAUGUUUUCUUCAAGGGCGUUAAGGAUCAGGUUAAGGGAAAGAGCGACCCUUACCAUGCGACCAGUGGCACACUGAGCCCCACCAAAGUCUGUGGGUCUCAAAAAUAUGCUUAUUUCAAUGGCUGCGCCUCACCAACUGCUCCCCUCUCGCCUAUGUCUCCUCCUGGGUACAAGCUGGUUACUGGCGACAGAAACAAUUCUUCUUGCCGCAAUUACAACAAGCAAGCAAGUGAGCAAAACUGGGCUAAUUACAGUGCUGAACAAAAUCGAAUGGGGCAGGCGGGAAGCACCAUCUCUAACUCCCAUGCACAGCCUUUUGAUUUCCCUGAUGAUAACCAGAAUUCUAAAAAACUAGCUGCUGGACAUGAACUACAGCCACUAGCCAUUGUGGACCAGCGACCUUCAAGCAGAGCCAGCAGUCGUGCCAGCAGCAGACCUCAGCCUGAUGACCUGGAGAUCUAGAUAGAAGCUUGAAAGCAUCAAGAUUCCACUCAAUUGUGGAGAAGAAAAAAGGUGCUGUAGAAAGUGCACCAGGUGUUAAUUUUGAUCCAGUGGAGGUGGUACUCAACAGCCUUAUUCAUGAGGCUUAGAAAACACAAAGAGAUUAGGAUACCUAGGUUCAUUGGGGGUGUCAGGGGUAGAUGGG